AGUGCUGAAGUGGGUUAAGCUUUUGCAGAAGUCGUGUCGAGGGGUCAGGCAGUUUUCAACUUUUCAAAGUUUUUUCGGUUGAACCGAGUUAUUUCCAAUAGUAAGUUAUCGCAGCUUUCCCUAAUUUCGGGCCUAAAGGUAUAGUUGUAUGAGGAACGGAGGCUUUGAAAGCCAGCGUAUCGGAUGAAUUAGCCCAUGCGUGCAGUGUCUGGAGGGAGUAUUAUCAGAGAAGAGGUUGUGCUGUGAAUAAGUCUGAGCUGGUGCCAAACACUUUGAAGCCAGAAUGUCAGAAGCAAAGGAUCUGUUGUCUAUAAGUGACUUUUACGCACAGAAAACAGUAUUUAUUACUGGGGCUACUGGAUUUCUUGGUAAAGUCGUGAUAGAAAAACUUUUAAGGGCAUGUCCUCAUGUGAAAAAGAUUUAUCUUCUGGCAAGAAGCCGACGUGGUGUUAGCCCCCAACAGAGAAUUGAUGACUUGUUAGAUGGAAUGCUCUAUGACAGAGUUAGAGACAUGGGUGGUGACUGGAGAAGCAAACUUGUACCCAUCAAGGGGGACAUUGCUGAAGAUAAACUUGGAAUGUCAGAUGAGGAUUGGAGAACACUUCAAGAAAAUGUUGAAAUUGUAUUCCACUCUGCGGCAACAGUCAGAUUUGAUGAAGAUCUAAAGGAUGCAAUGACUUUGAAUUUAUAUGGAACUCAAAAUGUCAUUGGGUUGUGCCGUGGGAUGAAACGUCUUGAGGUCUUGGUUCAUGUUUCCACAGCAUAUGCUAACUGUGACAGGGAAGUCAUUGAUGAAAGGAUAUACCCUCCUUCAGUAGACCCUGACAAGCUUUCCUCAUCUAUUGGCUGGAUGAAUGAUGACAUGGUGAAUUCUCUAACACCACAUUUGAUUGGCAAGCGACCCAACACAUACACUUUCACCAAAAGUCUGGCUGAGCAUGUCUUACUUCAAGAGGCUGACAACAUCCCAAUAGCAAUUUUCAGGCCUUCAAUCAUUGGUGCAGCUUGGAAAGAACCCUUGGAAGGUUGGGUGGACAAUUUCAACGGGCCUAGUGGUCUUUUUGUUGCUGCUGGAAAAGGAAUGCUGCGGUCAAUGAUCGGAGAUUGGAAUGCCAUUGCAGAUAUUAUUCCCGUUGACUACUCAGCCAAUAUGUUGCUUGCCAUUGCUUGGCACAGAGUUGCAAAAAGUCAUUCAAGUAUUCCGGUCUACCAUCUAACCACAGGCACAUUGAAUGGAUGCACUUGGGGCAAUUUGUGUACCAUGGUUAGUAAGCAUUUCCAGAAUUAUCCAUUUGAAGGAGUAUUCAGGAGACCAAACUUUGCUUUUGAGCAAAGAAGACUGAUCCACUACUACUGGUGCUAUAUUGGUCACAAAAUCCCUGCCUUCAUUGCUGACAUGGGAUCCUUUUGUUCUGGGCAAAGACCAAGAAUGAAUAAGUUAUAUGGCAAGCUGGACAGGGCAACCAAGAGCUUGAUCUUCUUCACUUCCAGAGGCUGGGAGUUUUCAAUGGACAACUAUCAUGGACUGAUCCAAGAUAUGAGCCCUCAAGACAGAGAGACCUUCAACUUUGACGUGCAGAAGCUGGAUUGGAACAACUAUUUUUUGCACUUCAUUCUCGGCCUCAAGAAAUUUGUUCUCAAAGAAGAUAUGGCCAAUCUUCCAGUUGCGCAAAGCCGCAUUCGCAGAUUGCGGAACAUCCGUUGGUCCAUGUACUUCUGUUUGUUCCUGUUUUCGUCAUGGCUCAUUAUCAAGAGGUUUCCGGCCGCACAAACCGCUUGGGCCCAGUGCUUAUCCGGUGUUCACAAGCUGGCGAUGGCUCUGGAACCGUUCAAGCUCUCUAACUGAAUGUCCCCACGUGUAGCUUGAAGUAAUGUAAAGCACUUGAAAUUCAAGAAGGAUAAUUGUUGUGCCUUUUCAUGAAUGUUUCAUGAUAUAGGGCUUUGUAGGCCAUAUAUCGCACAACGUAAUGUACGUUUCCCCGAGACAAAAAAAUUGUAGUGUUUAGAUAACUUCUGAAAUUUAAAAUCUAAAAUUGACUUGUACUUAUUUAAGAUUUCGUGGUAGAUAGAUUCGUUAAGUUGCUGAUUGUUAUAACAGGGCUAAACGUCCUUUGUUAGGUACGACUCUUGUAAAAUUGAUUCUACAAUAGAUCUUAGAAAUGGUAUGUUAAGACUGAGGAUAAUUUUGUGUAGUGGGACUGCAUUGGCAUCGAAUGAUCCUGGUACACAUGCCAUGAAUUCCUCUUGACUCUGACGGGGCUUCUUCAGGAAGAUAAUAGUGAUUUGAAUUGUAAUUGUAUUGUAGGUAUUUAACACGUAUAAUUAACAUUAUGAAAAUCGACGUAUUUUUGUGAUUACUGAAAUAAGAUAUGUGAAUUAUUUUUUUGCCAUAAAAUGUAACGAGAUCGAGAAUUCUCACAACACGUGGCCCGUACGUAGUUAUAAGUUUUGCCUUAUGCAAAACUCUUGUUCUAGAACAAACAGGUUUAUUUCUGUAAAGGAGGUUUUCAAGUCUCAACAACUGUAUCACAUAUUGCCUAGUCAGUAGGCAUUUAAAGUCGAUUUAAAGGUCAUCGACUCUCCGAGGGUUUUCAAAUUACUGUUAAGAGAACAAACACACAAUUGAAAACUCACUGGUUAAUGUUAAUGCUGGUUACGUGAUAACUAAUCCAUGGAAAGAAAUAGUUGUCUCUUCGAUUUAUAAAAUAGAGUGUGAACUUAAAAGAGUAAAUAAAUAAGUGUCACUUAGAACAAAUAGUUACGUUAUCAUAUUCCAGGCGUGUGAGUCACGGAAAGACUCGAGCCAUAAAUGAAAAUUACCAAUUACCUUCGAAAAAUAAAGGCUCUCAUUAUCAACAAUCUUUGAAAAAAAGAAGCUCUUAUUAGCAAUUACCUUU
Molecule: messenger RNA, 2897 nt
Organism: Pocillopora damicornis (cauliflower coral)
Lineage: Eukaryota; Metazoa; Cnidaria; Anthozoa; Scleractinia; Pocilloporidae
Product: fatty acyl-CoA reductase 1
Biological process (GO): long-chain fatty-acyl-CoA metabolic process
Cellular component (GO): peroxisome
Molecular function (GO): alcohol-forming very long-chain fatty acyl-CoA reductase (NADP+) activity
Source: RefSeq, a predicted model, not a curated record